Molecule: messenger RNA, 1005 nt
Organism: Kwoniella shivajii
Lineage: Eukaryota; Fungi; Basidiomycota; Tremellomycetes; Tremellales; Cryptococcaceae
Product: rRNA 2'-O-methyltransferase fibrillarin
Exons: 5
Coding region: 1-1005 (334 amino acids)
Biological process (GO): box C/D sno(s)RNA 3'-end processing; rRNA methylation
Cellular component (GO): nucleolus; box C/D methylation guide snoRNP complex; small-subunit processome
Molecular function (GO): histone H2AQ104 methyltransferase activity; RNA binding; rRNA methyltransferase activity
Source: RefSeq, a predicted model, not a curated record
AUGGCUUUCGGUGAACGAGGAGGCCGAGGCGGUGCCCGAGGCGGUGGUAGAGGUGGUUUCGGUGGUGGUGACAGAGGCGGUUUCGGUGGUGGACGAGGUGGCGGCCGAGGAGGAUUUGGCGGUGACAGAGGUGGACGAGGUGGUGGUCGUGGAGGUGGCCGAGGUGGAUUCGGCGGUGAUCGAGGUGGACGAGGUGGCGCUCGAGGAGGUGGACGAGGCGGAUUCGGCGGUGACAGAGGAGGUCGAGGUGGUAAAGCCGGAUUAGGUCGAAAAGGACCCGGUGCCGUCACUCUUGAACCCCACAAGCACGCAGGUGUAUAUAUCGCCAAGGGUAAAGAGCACUUAUUGGUCACAAGAAACAUGACUCCUGGAGAAUCAGUCUAUGGCGAAAAGAGAAUCUCAAUCGCUUCUACCAAUGCCGAAGGUGAGGAGGAAAAGAUCGAGUACAGAGUAUGGAAUCCUUUCAGAAGUAAAUUGGCCGCUGGUAUUUUGGGUGGUUUAGAUGACAUCCACAUCAAACCCGGAGCUAAAGUACUCUAUCUUGGUGCUGCUUCUGGUUCUUCCGUCUCUCACGUUUCGGAUAUCGUUGGUCCCGAAGGUGUAGUAUACGCUGUCGAAUUCUCUCACCGACCAGGACGAGAAUUGAUUGGUAUGGCUAAGAAGAGGACUAACGUUGUCCCCAUUGUUGAUGAUGCUCGACACCCCCAAAAAUACCGAAUGCUCGUUCAAAUGGUUGACGUUAUCUUCGCCGAUGUUGCUCAACCUGAUCAAGCACGAAUCAUCUCGUUGAACGCCCAUCAUUUCUUAAAGAAUGGAGGUGCAAUCGUCAUUUCUAUCAAAGCCAAUUGUAUCGAUUCUACUGCUCCCGCUGCUCAAGUCUUCGCUAGUGAGGUCAACAACAUGAGGAAAGAAGGUAUCAAACCCAAAGAACAACUUACCCUUGAACCUUAUGAGAGAGAUCACGCUAUCGUUGUCGGUAAAUACGAGAGACACGCAGGAAAUUAG